This is a messenger RNA of Rotaria sp. Silwood1, 270 nucleotides long. Lineage: Eukaryota; Metazoa; Rotifera; Eurotatoria; Philodinida; Philodinidae. The record is from the annotation of a GenBank genome assembly.
AUGGAUGAAGAACCACGCAAAUGGCCUGAUCUUGUUGGUAAAGAUGGCAAAGAAGCCGUUGAAAUAAUUAAAAGAGAUACUGGUUUUACACAAGUUCAUGUUGUACCACCAAAUUCAAUGGUUACCAUGGAUUAUCGGCUAGAUCGGGUUAGAGUUCAUGUUGAUGAACAAGGCAAAGUAGCAUAUCCACCAACUGUUGAUAUUUUAUCAUCUCGAUCGUUGAAAAUAUUCGAUCAUAAAAGAUGCCUUCACAUAAGACACUCAAAAUAA